Messenger RNA from Aspergillus ruber CBS 135680, 990 nucleotides. Its product is annotated as MFS general substrate transporter. Gene Ontology annotation, biological process: transmembrane transport. Gene Ontology annotation, molecular function: transmembrane transporter activity. Gene Ontology annotation, cellular component: membrane. Bases 1 to 990 code for a protein of 329 amino acids. NCBI's taxonomy places the organism in Eukaryota, Fungi, Ascomycota, Eurotiomycetes, Eurotiales, Aspergillaceae. The transcript is spliced from 9 exons. The record is from RefSeq and is a predicted model, not a curated record.
AUGACAACCAUACAAAGCAACCGCGACAAAAAGCCUACCCUCUCACCCACAGAAGAAGACAUUGAAAUAUUCCAUGAACCCCCCGAUCGAAAUCUGCAACAGAUCCAUCGCCAGACUGAUCUAAGAAUUCUACUAUGGUACUCGUUUGUGUACCUGAUUAUGCGAAUCGAUGUGACCAACAUCUCCAACACGGCUAUUAUCAAUUCCGAGGAGGGCAAUGGAAUUAAAAAGGAAUUGGGGAAUUUGUCCAGUGAGCAGUGGGCAUGGGCACUGAGUAUUUUUUAUUAUCCGUAUUUAUUCUUCGAACCUGCUUCAACUGUUCUUCUUAAGAGAUGGUCACCGUCAGUGUGGAUGUCGAGAAUCAUGAUCACUUGGGGGGUUAUAUCAAUGUGUCAAGGAGCCACCAAGAAUUAUGCCGGAUUAUUAGCCACUCGAUUCCUUCUCGGUCUUGCUGAAGCUGGCUUUUAUCCUGGUGUCUUGUUUCAUUUGAGUUUCUGGUAUCAUACAGAUAAGAUGCCUUUAAGAUUGGCUUUCUUCUACGCCUCUGGUGUAUUCUCAGGGACUAUCAGUGGACUAUUGGCAUACGCUAUAUCCUUUAUGAACCAAGCAGGUGGACUCUCUGGGUGGCGAUGGGUCUUUAUAUUAGAAGGCAUCCCUGCCAUCCUCUGUGGUGUCUACACCUUCUUCUUCCUCCCAGAUUACCCUGAAGCAUCCCAAUUUCUCUCCGAAUCCGAAAAGCAAACCGUCCUAGACGGUCUCUCCAGCGACGCUCCCACUAUGAAAGCAAAAGCCUUCCAAUGGGAGGAAGCCAAGACCUUGCUUCGUGAUCCUACGGUUAUUUCAUUUGCUUUACUAUGGAUUACCCAUGGCAUUGGAGGUUGGGGGAUAUCUUUUGUGCUUCCGACUGUUAUUUAUGAAUUGGGAAUGACGAACACUGCUGAUUCGCAGUUGAUGACGAUGCAAAAAUCAGCACCCACGAAAAACACGUAA